Messenger RNA from Centruroides sculpturatus (bark scorpion), 2866 nucleotides. RefSeq lists its product as uncharacterized. The record is from RefSeq and is a predicted model, not a curated record. The coding region runs from base 1040 to 2866 and encodes 608 amino acids. Gene Ontology annotation, molecular function: zinc ion binding; nucleic acid binding. Lineage: Eukaryota; Metazoa; Arthropoda; Arachnida; Scorpiones; Buthidae. The transcript has 2 exons.
UUUACUUAUGUAUGUAGUGUGCAAUGCCAUAACAAUGUAAAUGCCAUUUUUUUCUAAAUAUGUUUUAUUGAAGAACUGAAUUCUAAAUGCAAUGUUUUCUGUCACAAAAGAAUAUUGUGGCAAUAUUGACAGUGUAAAUGGCUGUAUUUUUGAAGAUGAAUUUAUGUGAAAAUAUAACGUUUAAAGUGACAUAGUGCAAGUCAUGUGACUUUUGGCACAUAAAACAUCAAGGCUUAUAUUUACAUCAUUUUGAUAUUCCAGAGAAUUUGUAACUCAGUGAGUUUUUACCAUUUUAUUGUAAAAUUGAAAUGAAUUCAGAAAAAAUGUAUUUUACUUCUGAAAAGUUUCUUUUUUGACAUUUACAACAUUAUGGCAUUGCACGUGUCAGAAUAUAAAAAUCGUCUGGCACUCAGUUUUCCCGCCUUUUUAUGAACGACCGUUGUGGCCAUAGAUACGGCGAUCAGACCAUUUUGAAAACUUUACUGCUCACUGGUUAAAAGACAUCAGACCAUAGGCGGAUGUCUUAUAGAGCUGGUAAAUGCUGAUUGGUGGAAUCCAAUGCUGUUUCAAUCCUAUAAAAGCAUUGAAGGUCUGGCGGGAAGUUCAGUUCGGCUUCGGACAUUGGAAGUGAGCUCACGCUCACCUUAGCUUGCCUAAGCUGUUUAGAAGAUUGCCUCAUCUUGUUGUAUUGUUGUGGACUUUGAAUUUGUACGUCGCAAGGUGCUUUUCCAACGGACCUGUUGCAGUGGACGAUUACCUCGAACUUUGUUAAUAUCUAAUGUUUGUAAUUCUUAUAUGUGAACUUUAAUUGUAACUGUACAUACGUUUAUUUUCAAUAUACAUUAAGUUUUAAAUUUAUCUGGCUCUGAAGAAUAUUUGAAAUUGACUGGCGCAGUUUCGACAGGAUUACUACAGGAUUAUUUUGGAUUACAUUGGAUUACCACAGAUCGGAAGGGCUGAUCUGCGACGUACAUAAGGAUAGAAGAACACCGGCAAUCAUUGACCCAGGUAAAACUUUAUUUUAAUCGCUACCACAGAGAUGCCUAAACGCACGAAAGCGCGAGGUUUAGAAACAGGGAAUUGGGAAGAUGAUGGGCCGACCAAGGGACGCAGGGCAGGAGGCACAGGAGGCGAAUCUCGGGAAGAAAUCGAAGCGCUUAAGCUUCGGAUUGAACUCGCGAAAAUCGAGUCUGAGGCCAAGGUGAGGGCAGCGGAAAUUGAGUCGGAGGCCAAAAGGAGGCUAGCGGAAGCUGAGGUUAGAAAGGCGGAAAUUGAGUUAGAGCGGGAUAGGUUACAAAAGGGGACCCGAGACGCAGAGGAUAAUAUCGGAAAAGCAAAUUUUGACGAUUACGCUCGCAGGGUAAAGGCGGCACUGCCUAAAAUGCCGGAAGAGGAGGAGGCAGUACCAUCUUGGUUUCGUAUGGUUGAAGUAAUUUUGGAGACCUACGAGGUCCCGGCAGAAUUACAGGGACAAAUAGUUUUGAGCGUGCUAUCGGAAAAAUGCAAAGCGGCACUGACAAGAUUGUCAGUGGAUAAGGUCAAACAUUACCCUUCCUUGAAGGAGUUUAUUCUCGAAGAGUUGAGACUCUCACCGGCAGAAUAUCUCAAGGGAUUUAGGCGGACAGGACGCUACCCGGGAGAAACAUGGCCGCAAAUCGCGUCGCGCCUGAAAGACCUUUAUCAGCACUAUGUAGAUAGUAGAGAGGUGGAGACAUUAGAAAGUCUUGUUGAGCUAACAGUAGCGGACCCAGUGGUGAUAUUCAGCGGUGGAGUCCUAGCCUUACAGGAAGGGAAGGGAUGGAGUAAGCCUGCGGAAUUGGCCAGGUUUGUAGAGAAAUUUGACGAGGCGUCAAGUAGUACGUCCCCAAGCAAAAGCGAGAAAAACGGCGAACAAAAGGACUCGUGGAGAGAGACGAAAGGGAAAUCUAGUCCCGUGACGCAGACUAUAGAUGAACAACCCCACAAAAAUGGUUGUUACGUCUGCGGGAAAACGGACCAUUGGAGGAGAAACUGUCCGAAACGGAAGGCACAUAGUGAGCCUAAACUCGUGGCGCGGCUCGUGGCUACUAGUAACAAUCCCCAGGACGAGAGGCGUUUAGUAACGUCGUAUGACCAACCAAAAGUCAUAACAGCGCCGAAGAAAGUCAAAUUAGCAUGCGGCGGAAGCUGUCUUUCGGCCAUAGUUGACUCUGGAGCUGGGAUUUCGGUUAUAAGGGAGUCGUUGGUACCUACCUCGGUGACGGAAACGAAGGGGAGAAUCCAAUUGGUUGGGCCCUUCGGUCACCGGAUCGAUGCGGUGUUAGUAUCGGUCCCGAUAGGGCUGUGGGAGAAAGACUUCGCAGGGUCGCGAAGGUCGGAACUGGUGACGUGCGCCUUAACGGACGAGUUAGACCAGACCACGGAUGCCUUGUUAUCGGAGAAGGAUUACCGGAUGCUAGUAGACCGAAAGCAGAAGCUCCAGGGAAAGGGAGAAAGACAAGUGAGGAACUUAAGGGUAGAUGGUAACGGAAACCAUCGGGAAAAGGAGCUAGAACCUCUCUCAGAGGCGGGGUGCAGUGGAAAUAGCACCGAAAAUGAGAAAGGAACAGAAGUACGAGACGCCCAAGUCCGGGACGAGUCACUAUCUCGAUUGUGGGAGGCCGCUAAGCAUAAGAAAGAUGGGUUAACUGUAGAGGACGGGAUACUAUAUCGGCAAGAUAGUUCGUUCGGCAGACCCAUUAAUCAGAUAGUUGUUCCCCAAGAACGGAGAACGGAAGUGUUAGAUUUAGCACACAAAGCUCCGUGCGGUGGACAGUUUGGCAGUCGGAAGUUAGCAAGUCGCGUUCGCGAGAGCUUCUAUUGGCCGGGAACAGCGACCGAGCUCUGA